UUCAGUCAGCUUAUUUAUUUAUUUAGGAAACAAACAGUACAAUACAAACAAAAAAUAUUAAAAAAAAUAGUUAAAACAAUAACCAAAUAUGUUUCCACAAUCAAAAUCACAUAUAGAUAAAAAUUGAACAGAGAAGAGAAAUUUAGAAAUUAAAGUUUAGUAAAGAAAAGCAACACAAUACGCACAUAUUAUUUUGUACAUCUACUUACACUAUAAAACUAUAAUAUGUACUCAUCGGACUAAAUGAACAUAUAAAUUUUUUAAAAUAGCUAUUUAUCGAAGUAUGUACUCCAUGCUUACGAAGUACAACCAAAUUUUUGUAUUUAACAAACAAAAAAUGAAAACCUAAUUAAUACCACGACCUUACUUAAAUCAGUCAAAAUAUAUUUCGCAAUAUAAUUUAUUGUGCACUUUUUUACUUACUAUUGUCAUUAUAAUCGUAGUCAUAGUUCAUUGACUACUUCGUAAUUAUGUAAGAAGACCCCGAAUUGUUUUCCAACGAUCACCAGGGAAAUGACUCACAACAUUCAAUUGAUGGUUAAAUGAUCGGGAAAAACCAAACGGAAAUAUAAUCUAUGGCAAUUCUAAUUAUCCAAUUUAGUUUCAUACCGUAUUCGUAAUGAGCAUGUUAGCAGUUACGAGAUCCACUUUUAAAUAGCAAUACAACUUUGACUCGCGUUCAUAUUUGUUUUUAAGACCCAAUUUUCAUAGUUGCAAAAAUGUCAGUACUAAGCUUAUUCAUGUUGUAUUCUGUUUGUCGAUGUUGUAUUUUUUCCGCUCAACCCACAAACUGCCUACGCAAAUGUAAUUCAGCAUUUCGAUUGACGUUCAUGUAAACUUUCUAAGUAAAUAAAUAUUAAUCAUUUUGUGGGUUUUCGCGACUUUUUUAUACCUUUUUUUGGAGAUGGUUGUCGAUUCUCCUCAGCUUAUCUUCGCGUUGACUGGGCAUGCGUGAUAUGAGGCUGUCGUUGCAACCCAUUAAGCGCCCCAUAAAGUUCUCGUAGCUCGGAACCUCCUAUCUACCGCGUUAACCGCGGUCAAUAAAUACUACAAGACACGCGGGUCGGUUUUUGCCUCUACCUUCACCUUUCUUUUCUCGAAACACCUACCUUUUUUGACAGCUGUGUUAUGGUAUUUUUUUUCAGUUUUUGCGAGUCGCGGACAUAAUCAUACUACUAUUUCGGUUUGACCUCACGUUUUUAUAGCCAUUGUAUUAUUUGCGACAUUUCCAAUACCUACGUUAUAGCUUUCGUGGUAACAGACGACUCAAGGCAUCUUAGGUAUUUAAAUGAAAGUUUUAUGGUGUUCACCUACACGAUGUACACUUGUAAUAGAAUUUAUGUCUUAAAAGCAAUUAAUAGAUUUAUCAGAGAAUGAGCACCGGCGUUCUUUGAGUUCUAUUACAUUAGAAUACCGAGUUUGCCAACUCCCAUUAAAUUUGUUUGUCAUAAUAUUCAGAAUGAGUUUCUCUCUCUCAUCACAGAGUUUAUCUGCUCAAUAAAUAAGCACGAGAAAAACAAAUACAAAAAGAGUAGUUAAUUUUUUUUUGUUAUCAGUCAUAAUUCAAGAAAGAUCCUAAUUGAUUUCGUAAUUAGUGGCCUAUAUAAUAUAUUAGUUUGUUAGGUAUGAAUCAUGAAUGUUUAAUUGAUUGUCUAAUUAUAACAAUACUAUUAUCCCGCCCGUACUCGCGUGGACUGCACCAUAUUGCGUGAGUGGAGUCCCGUGAUCAGCAAUGGAAUGAAUACUGGCCUAUAUUCUCACUCGGGGUCCAAACUAUUUCAAUACCGUUUUCCCUAAAAAACGGUCCAGUGAUUCAGGCGUGAAAGUGUAAUAGGAAACAGACGUACCUGUUUAUUGUAACUUCUAACGUGUAUCAGUGACAAAGUAAAUUCCGAAAAUAAGCGAUACAUUUUAUUCACGAUAGUUAAAGUGAAACUAAUAUAAUUGGCUCCAAAUAAAUGGCUGCCCACUUAUUAAAACUACAUAAAAAUAAGAUAAGUAGUCCCGGAGAUGUGUGUGAACAAACACACAGUCAGAUAGAACACAAUUAUAAAAACUACAUACUGGUUGUUUUAUAUUAUAAAUAUUUUCUUUUGUUACUUAUUCCCCCCUGUCUAUUAUAAUUUUUUUCAAUUUUAAUUAUUCAUCAUUAUCCUGCCCUUCUCCCAGCCACCUGGGGUCGGCGCAACAUGUUUUCUCCUUCCAUACUCUUCUAUCAUAUGCCAUUUCUUCGCUCACACCCCUCUUACCCAUAUCGUCUUUCACACAAUCCAUCCAUUUCUUCUUAGGUUUCUCCAUCCAUUUCUUCAAUUUUAAUUAUUCUGUUUAUUUUAUUUUUAGUUAUUUACUGAAUAUGUGAUUUUUAGUAGUUACAUAGACAUCACUAUGUGAAUACCGCCAUCCACCUUGAUGUAUGAGUUCUAAGUCUCAAUUGAAUAUUAAGGCGAUCACACCCUAUAAACUUAACAAUAUGCAUGAUUUUUCGCUGAUUGUUUCACUCCAAAUAAAACAUAAUAUCUUUUAUUAUAUUAUAUCAAGUUCGACUAUUGAAUUAGAUUUUAUUUAAUUGAAAUUCUUUUUGUUUAAUUGUGGGACAUUUUAGACUAUUGGUUCAAUUUUAAUGUUUUUCUUUUGACAUAAAAUGUCAUCGAUAUUCAAUGAUAAUGAAGCAUUUGAUUGUAGUUGCAAAUUCACCGGAAGCUUAAUACCCAAUGACGUAUGAAUCAAUACCUUCUACAGCAUUAGUCAGCCUUAUCAGUGGGUGUGUACAAUUGAUCAGUAGAUUUUUACAUAAAUAUUGGAACCGGUGUCAGGCGCCAGAGCAUUCGUUCAUUGUCACGGUCGGGCCUCACGUAACACAGACACGCAGAAUUCGCCCAGUCUCGUAGCAAACACCGCGUCGUUCGCACGCACGUUAGUUAGCUCUUUAAUUAUUUAACAGUUUACUUAACUACAACUGUGUCUAGUUAGUGGAAAACGUGUUUGAUGUGUGUGACGUAAUUUCUGCAGCGUUUAAACUGUUAUUUUUGUCAGAAAUAGCACGCGUUCCAAGAUGAAUAAAUUCACCUUAGUUCUUGGGUUCCUGCUGCUUAUAGCGGUUGUUAACGCACGGCAUUAUGGCGACAGAAGAGACUCUGGAAGUUCUGGAGAUGAUGACGAACAAAGCGACUUCAAGAAAGAAAGAGAUUACCCGACCCUAAACAGACACCGUAGGAGGAGAUGGCAACUAAAUUACGGAUAUGAUUAUCAACCCCCCCGACAUUAUACCGAAAGAAGAGACUAUUAUCAAAACCAACAGGAUCUGAUCCCUCAGAUAUUUAGAUUGCUUGACGAGCUCGCUGUUGAGGUAAGGAGGCAGCCACCUCCGCCCCCACCACCGCAGCCAAUUUACAUUCCAUACCCAGUGCCCUAUUACGUGCCUCAAUACGUUCCGUGUAAUGUCAACCAGACAAAGAAGCCGGACAUUAAACAAAGAUUCCCCGAUAUGGAAGACACGAACCAAAAUUGGGGAUUCGCAACGUCGAACGAAAGCGACUACGAUGAUGGAUUGGACGGUAAAAGACCGAUCUCAUUCGAUAAGAUUAGGCCAAAGGAUGUCAUUAAAAGACCCGCACCUCCAGUCGAACAUGGAUCCAGUCAAAACGAAGCAUCUACUAAGGCCCCAAAAAUCAACGACCAAGCUGCGAUCACUAUGCCGAGCAUGUGCCAAGCGGCAGCUCUAUCUUGCUGCGGUUUCUCUGACGACAAAUCCCAGCAAAAACAAUGCUUCACUAACGUAGGAUGCGCAAUGACAUAUGCUAAUGGAAAAGCAUGUACUCUCGACGCCAUAACCGAAGCACUGAAUGUAUUCCAAAACGCAUACGCUCCCGUGAAUUGAGCGCACGAUUAUUUCAAAUCAGUACUCAGUAUUACGUGUUUUAUUUUUUUAUUAUAUUCGCCGUCUCUUCAAUACUAGUCUUAUGUGUUAAUAAGUAAUAUGAGCCAUCUUAUUUGAUAUUACAAGUUUUCUUAUUUAGCUAUCGUUAAAAUUUAACAAUGCAAUAUUGAAUUUGUUUCGUUGUCGGCUUGAAGGAUUAAUCGGUUGCAUGAUCAAUCAAUGUGAUUUAUGUUCGAGAUAGGUAACGAUAUGAUCCCGGGCGAAGAUCAAAGCGCCUAAGUACAUUCACGUCAGAUCUGAAUUUUGGAUUUCCUUUCUUGAAUCACAGAAUCCUCGUUCGUAACGAUGUUAUUUAGAACAAGCCUGUUAACUUGGAGUUGAUUUGAAUUUCGUCUGCCUGUGCUAUUGUAGUUUAAAGUAUUUUGUUUAAAUAUUCACGUUAGACUUUAAUGCCAUAUGUUAAUGUCCGUUUUAGCUGUUCCAUUUCAUACUUUAUUAUGAUUUAAAUCACACGAACUUAUUUAUGUGUCAAGAAUUAUGUUAAUGACACAUCUUAAAAAAUAUGUAACGUAAACUAUAAACUUCUUUAAACAUUACUUAUUAAUGUAUAGUUUGAAUGCGCUUACACUUCAUCUGCUUACACGAACACAAAAGCCGUUUUAAUACACAUGGAAAAUAUUAAGUGUGUCGCUUCGUAGGUAAGCCUGAAUCUAAAGUAAAUCAUAUUAGAAGAAAUCCUUCGCCAUAUUAUAUGCGUUGUAAAUAAUGAAGGCAGCAAAAAAAAAUCAGUUAUAGAACAUAAAAGUAGGACUAUAAUGCAAACAUUGUCACGCAAAUUAUCGUAACUGUAAUAACUUAAAAUAUUGCAGUGUUUUGCGAAUAAGAAACUACUUAUAAUGUGCUGUGCUAAUAUUUCUCGAUUAUUGGCAUAGUUUUCGUAUUAAAACACAAGUCGUUUCAUCAGCAUUUAUGUUUGUAACGUUACUACCAAAAUUUGGAGCGAUUUCCUAGUCUGUAAUAAUUUUAAUAUAGUCUUUAAGAAAUAAAGCUAGCGUUGUUAACAUUAA
Bombyx mori (domestic silkworm) is the source of this 4944-nucleotide messenger RNA. RefSeq lists its product as uncharacterized. The transcript is spliced from 3 exons. The record is from RefSeq and is a predicted model, not a curated record. Bases 3053 to 3877 code for a protein of 274 amino acids. NCBI's taxonomy places the organism in Eukaryota, Metazoa, Arthropoda, Insecta, Lepidoptera, Bombycidae.